Molecule: messenger RNA, 1766 nt
Organism: Pyrus x bretschneideri (Chinese white pear)
Lineage: Eukaryota; Viridiplantae; Streptophyta; Magnoliopsida; Rosales; Rosaceae
Product: ankyrin repeat-containing protein NPR4-like
Exons: 4
Coding region: 1098-1751 (217 amino acids)
Molecular function (GO): protein binding
Source: RefSeq, a predicted model, not a curated record
ACAUAUAUCCAUUGAACCUGAGGGUUAUGAUUAUGAUCGUGGAAUCAAUCGGACGGUCUUGGUUGAUUCCCCAAACGUUUCUUCGUUCAGUUUCAAUGCCGGUUCGUAUGAGCUCCGAAAGCUGUGGUUUAAGGUAAUUUUCUUGAUUUGUGUUUGUAUUUUUUGUAUUUAUGAUUUAACGAAAAAGUAGACAUCCUGUUCAGUGAAUUGCUGUCUCUUUAGCUUGUUGAUGAAUCUUGGAGUCGAGUGAUAGACCAAGGGAAUAGGAUACUAAUUGGUCGUGUUAGAUUUCAAUUUAUACGUUUGUUAAGACUACAUAUCCUGCGCUUGUGCAUCGGCUGCUGGCAUAAGCAAAAAGAGAUUGCAACUGAACGACAUCGUACAAAAUUGUGUUGAAAUGAAAACGUCCUCCCCGGAUGGUUACUCGUUUUAAAAAAGCAGGAUUAAUUGAUGAUUAGCCAUGCCAUUGUGUAGGGUUAGGUUUCUCUCCUUGAGUUUGUGGUUUCGAAAGUACCUCUCAAGACUCUUUAUUGUAAGUGUUUUAAGCACACUUUUGUUGGUUUAAAGAUGAUGCAAGUGUCAAGUACUCACACUGCCGAGUCCAUCAUACUUUGUGUUGGAUCAAAAACGCUUCGGGCAAAUGCUCCUGAGUCAACUUGGGAAGCCUCGUACUCUGUGAUGAAGAGGUGUGAAAGUAUCUGCAGAAGAAGAAUACUAGUUAAACAAUGUCGAUGUCAAGCGACCAUCUCCCAGAUUGAAAUCUGUGGCUAAUAUGAUCACCUGCUCUGCUGUUGGCCUAGCCAUCUGCAUCCUUUUGCAAGCAGGCUUCAAUAAACGAGCAGAACUCUGUUGAAAAUUGGUGUUUUGAAGGUGUAGGUGAUCGAUCAUCCAAGAUGUGCCAUAGACCUCAGAACUUUAGUUGCAAAACAACGGCGGAUGUAGGCAAUGGAAAGGAUAUGAAUGCAGCAACGGGUCCUUCAUUAGCUGUACAUGGGAAUUCUCCAGUACCACACUCAAAGAGAGCUUGACCAAGGCUCCAAAUAUCAGCUGGAUAGGAAUAAUUCUCAUUUCAAAUCCGCUCAGGCGAUAUAUUGAGCAUGGCAGCAGAGUUGAGGGGAUCACAAAACUCAGGGGAUAUCCCGCAUGAGUAUGAAGCUUUGUUCGCUGCUGUAAAGAGGGGUGAUUGGGAUGAAGCGAAGGGGUUACUUACCCUACACCCCAAUGCAAUAACAGCAACGGAUGGAUUUGGGACAGCUCUUCACAGCGCAACAAUAUUCGGGCACGAGCAAAUUGUGGAAGAGCUGGUGCAGUUGAUGACGGAGGAACAAUUGGAGAUAAAAAAUAGAGAUGGUUGGACGGCUCUUGAUUAUGCUGUAAGAGAAAACAUCAAGAUGGUUAAAUGCAUGGUAACGAAGAACCAGAAACUACUCGGUAUUGCCACAGAGUCUACCCAAGAGACUCCGAUUGUCACCGCUGCUUGGCGUGACCAAUGGGAUAUAGUUCGGUAUCUCUACUCUCUCACUCCACCCCAAGAUCUAAUGCUAGAUGAAGGCAUUUACGGCUCUAAACUUGUUAGAUAUUGUCUUUAUGCCAAAAAAUUUGGUAUUGCAUGGGAGUUACUUCAGCGUUACCCACGAUUUACAUGUACUCAAGGCACCAUCUCCCCUAUAAUUGCACUUGCUUCUUUGUCCUCUGCAUUCGCGAGUGGGACGUCGCUCAAAUUAUGGCAAAAGUGGAUCUACAAUCGUUAGUAACAUCUUCCCCUU